AUGUUCUCGCGACAGGCAGUGCUCCGCGCCGCGCGGUCCGCCGCCCCCCAGCGCGCCAUCCAGGCCCAAGCCCGCACCUACGCUGCCGCUGCCUCCAACGAGAAGGUCAAGGCUCCCGUCUCGCUCUUCGGCCUCGACGGCACCUAUGCUACUGCUCUGUACACUGCCGCCGUCAAGACCUCCUCCCUCGAGCCCACCGCCAAAGGCGUGACUUCCCUCGCCAACCUCCUCGCGAAGGACCCCAAGCUCGUCGGCAUCCUCGAGGCCCCUACCCUCUCCGCCGCCGACAAGUCGGCCAUUGUUUCCGAGCUCACGAAGAGCGCUGGCGUCUCUGGCGAGACUGUCAAGAACCUUUUGGCUGCUCUUGCUGAGAACAACCGCUUGGGCUUGCUGCCUGGUGUGUGCGCCAAGUUUGGCGAGCUGAUGAGCGCUGCUCGUGGUGAGGUUGAGAUGGUUGUUACCUCUGCUCAGCCCCUCGACAACAAGACCCUCAACCGCCUUGAGUCUGCCGUCUCCAAGUCCUCGUAUGUUGGUGAGGGCAAGAAGCUCAAGGUCAAGAACCAGGUCAACCCCGACAUCAUCGGCGGUCUCAUCGUCGAGGUCGGCGAGAGAACAAUCGACUUGUCCGUCUCCGCCAAGCUGGCCAAGAUGAACAAGCUCCUUACUGACACCUUGUAA
Molecule: messenger RNA, 678 nt
Organism: Podospora anserina S mat+
Lineage: Eukaryota; Fungi; Ascomycota; Sordariomycetes; Sordariales; Podosporaceae
Exons: 4
Coding region: 1-678 (225 amino acids)
Biological process (GO): proton motive force-driven mitochondrial ATP synthesis
Cellular component (GO): membrane
Molecular function (GO): proton-transporting ATP synthase activity, rotational mechanism
Source: RefSeq, a predicted model, not a curated record